AUGCCUUCAGAGUACCCAAGCUCCGCCUUGCAAGGGCCCUUCGCGCACGAGCAGUCAGAGAACACAGGCCUGCAGGGACGCCCCUCCAGGCGAGGCCUCCGCCCGCCGUGGCUAACACCCCCGAGGGAAGCCGAGCACCGCGUGCCCCAGGACAAAGUGGAGCCCCUGUUCACGGGACUCGUGUCUGCCUCGCAGCUCGUCACGACCGCACCGGCCUUUGGCAAGCCGGGUGCUUGCUGCCCGCUGGAGGAAGGCGACGCCGACAAGGCACGCCACGCGGUCCACACACAGACUGAUGCGCUGGCAUCUCGGGAGGAAUUCGGGCAAAAGGCUGAGCAGAGAGGGACUCAGGACAAGCCAGGCCCGGACAAGGCCCCUGAGGGCCGGGCCCCUGAGGGCCGGGCCCCAGGGCCGGGAGCAGGCCUGAAUGAAUUACGGAAUAUGUUGGAAAGAUUUGAAGGUGACAUUAAAAAGGUUCUUCAUGCAAAGAGAAAAAGAUUUAUAACGAGCACCAAUUCUUCUGUCAAAACUAUUAACCAGAAAAUUGAGCAUGUUUGGAAAACCCAGGAAGAGCAAAGGCAGAAGCUUUACCGCGAAUAUUCUCAGCAGUUUCUGACUUUGUUUCUGGAGUGGGAUAUAAGUGUGCAGAAAACCAAGGAAGAAGAGGAAAAACUAGCUAAUUUGUGUCAUGAGCAACAAAAGAUUUUUCAACAAGCUAGAAUUGUUCAGAGCCGGAGGCUGAAAAAAAUUAAAAAUCUAUAUGACCAGUUCUUAAAGAGUAUGGCGGACUUUGAGAAGGAUCACGAACAUCUUCUUACUGAUGAGCAAAGUGAAGUUAGACAAGGAAUGGCCAUGUUGCAGGACACAAUUGUGAUGGAAACUCAGCAGCAAGAGCUGGCAAUUGUUCGAAAGUCUCUUCAAUCCCUGUUAUUCUGA
Phacochoerus africanus (Common warthog) is the source of this 936-nucleotide messenger RNA. Its product is annotated as synaptonemal complex protein 3-like. NCBI's taxonomy places the organism in Eukaryota, Metazoa, Chordata, Mammalia, Artiodactyla, Suidae. The transcript is spliced from 9 exons. Gene Ontology annotation, biological process: meiotic cell cycle; spermatid development. Bases 1 to 936 code for a protein of 311 amino acids. The record is from RefSeq and is a predicted model, not a curated record. Gene Ontology annotation, cellular component: synaptonemal complex.